UGUGAACAGACUCAGUUUGAACGUCGACCGUUCGAAUACAGUAUUAUUUAAGUACGCGGAGUCGAGUGCGUUUUUUUGUGAUUUUUUUUUCCACAUUGAACAAUUGAAAACAUUUUUUUUUUAUUGACUUGGGCAAAUCUAGCAGUGCGAUUAUUUUUUUUUAAUAAUAAUUACGAAAACAGCUUGUUGGAUUUUACCCGAUGGAUGCCACUUGCAGCUGCGAUUGAUUGUUUUUGAAGUCUACGCCAUAAAAAUGAUUACAUUUCCGUCAAAUAUGUUGCCAACGACCAUCGUGUUAUUUUUGUUGGCCAGUGGGUUGUGUCUGCCGACACGUCCAAGAAAUUUUAUCCUAGAAGACGCAAAUACCGUCUUGCCUGCUGUCGAGGGGGAGCGGUUGUAUGUGAAAUGCGAAGCCCCCGAGUCUGUAAAAAUCAUCAAAGUCCAAUGGGUGAAAGACUCGGACGACGAAACAUUUACGGACUCGCCAAACAGAAUCACCAAAAAGUCGCAAUGGUUACGUUUCAAAAACGUGAAAUUUGCCGACGAAGGCCAAUAUUCUUGUUUGAUAGACGGUUCUACCGAGAAUGGAGAAGAUUAUACAAAGUGGCACAAUUUCACAUUGACCGUGUCGAAAAGAGGAGCUGGUUCGGCAAGCGCUGGAAAACAACCGAAGCCCCUUCAAAGUCUUUCGCAUCGAAAAGAUGGUGCUAAACCGAAAUUCGCCAUUUUCAAACCUUACAUGGACAACAAUAUAACGUUGUUGGCGGGCGACACUCGUGUCAUAAGUUGUCCUUUUGAAAGCACUUCUCCGGUCGAGUUUACUUGGUACAAAAACGGCGAGGUGUUAACCGAAGGGGACGUGGACGUUGCUAAUUACACCUUAAAUCAGGUAAACAUGUCGGACGCGGGAAAUUACACGUGUGUUGUGAAAAACGAUUACGGUUCGAUUCAACACAAGUUUAACAUUGAAAUAUACAAAGACAAGAGUAAAAUUCCCAUUUUAGCAGAGUACCCGCAAAACAUAACUCUGAAACUAGGCGAUACCGCGUGGUUCGCUUGUAAAACGUCUAGUGGUCAUUCUUCAAAAAUCGAUUGGUACUUUUUGAAUAACACAAGUCCCCAGGAAAUCGAAAUCGAAGAUCUCCAUCGCAAGAUAAAGGUAAAUGUCGCGAUACAGUCGAUAAACCAUAAACUAUAUUUCCGUUGUGUGCAGGCAAAAUCGUCCAACGGCGUGUUGAUCCUCGAAGAUGUAACCGAGGAAGACAUAGGAUGGUACGCAUGCUGUACGAACGGACCUAAACCUCGAGUGCUGUCCGGGGCUAGGCUAGACAUAGCCAAAGGUACGUACGUUGCCGAACCGGAUGCAGCAGCGGCGGAAGCAGAAGAUGGAGAUUCUAUGGACGGUUCAAAGAAAGCAGGAUUUUACAACGGCACCGAAAAAUCAUUGGCUCCUCCGAAAUUCACUAAAUUCGAAAACAUGCGCAGGAUCGUGGCAAAGCCGGCCGGCAACAUGUUGAAACUGAAAUGCGUGGCCGAAGGCAAUCCUUCGCCCAUCGUCACUUGGUACAAAGACGGCAUCACUCCACCGCAACGCAGUCUGGGUGUGGCUAGGUACACUCGGUGGUCGAUCGUGCUGGAAGAUUUAAUGACAACGGAUUCAGGAAAUUACUCGUGUAAGGUGUGCAACGAAAUGGGGUGCAUCGAUUUCACAUACAACGUAGAAGUUGUCGAACGAUUCCCGCAUAAGCCCUACAUUGUAGAAGGGCAACUGCACAAUACCACCGCGUUGGUUUUUACCAGCGUAACGUUUAAUUGUACAUUGUUCGCCGAUCUCGAAGCAUACAUGCAAUGGUUCUAUCAUAACGCGACCGUGGGAAGUAUACACGAUGGAAAUUUGUAUAACGGCACCGUCAUACAGAACGUAGAAUAUCCGGAAAUUUUGGAACUGACUAACGUUACACAUUCAAACGAAGGAUGGUACACUUGUGUAGCGGGAAAUAGCCUGGGCAUGAGCUACGCCAGUGCUUAUCUUAAAGUGGUAGACGAAUUAGAAGAACCCGUCAAAGUGCAAGCUUUACAACUGUACACCUAUCAUAUAGCAUCGUUGGGAGUUGGGUUCGUGUUCGUUAUUUCAGUGUGCAUUGCUUUGCUGGUGUGCAGUCAGAGGAAGAGAGAAAAACUCAAAGAACUGGUGGCCAGGGAAUCGGCGAGAAACGCCAUGAUCACUCAAUGGACUAAGAAGAUUAUUAUUGAAAAGCAGCAAAUGGCCGACGCGAGUGAUCCAUUGUUGAUGCCGGUAGUCAAGAUUGAAAAACAAAAAAGCAAGUACACAAAGCUGCAGGACCAGACGUGCUUGUCGGAGUACGAGUUGCCUUUAGACCCGUGUUGGGAGUUUUCUAGAGAUUAUCUCAUGCUUGGCAAAACUCUGGGAGAGGGUGCAUUUGGAAAAGUAUUGCGAGGCGAAGCCGACGGAAUUCUAUGUGAACAUGUCACGACUACAGUGGCGGUAAAAAUGUUGAAAGACGGACAUACCGACACGGAAAUGAUGGACUUGGUGUCCGAAAUGGAAAUGAUGAAGAUGAUUGGCAAACACGUUAACAUUAUAAAUUUGCUCGGUUGUUGCACACAAGACGGCCCGCUGUACGUACUAGUGGAAUUCGCUCUGCACGGUAAUUUGAGAGAUUUCUUGAGACAGCAUAGGCCGUCGUCCGGCUACGAACCGGCCAUCGGAUCCAACUUGAAAGACACGUUAACGCAAAAAGACCUAGUGUCUUUCGCGUAUCAAGUGGCCAGGGGAAUGGAAUAUUUGGCAUCCAGAAAGUGUAUACACAGAGAUUUAGCGGCGAGGAAUGUGUUGGUCAGCGAAGAUUAUGUAAUGAAAAUCGCCGACUUCGGUCUAGCCAGAGACGUGCAGAACCAAGAAUACUACAGGAAGACCACGGACGGUAGGCUUCCCGUCAAAUGGAUGGCCCCCGAGGCUUUGUUCCACAGGGUGUACACUACACAAUCUGACGUAUGGUCGUACGGAGUGUUGUUAUGGGAAAUCAUGACACUGGGAGGUACGCCCUAUCCUUCGGUGCCCAACAUGGAGCAGCUCUUCAAUCUAUUGCAGAGCGGACACCGCAUGGAGAAACCGUCUUGUUGCUCCUUAGAAAUAUACAUGAUAAUGCGAGACUGUUGGAGCUAUCAUCCCAACGAGCGGCCAAUGUUCGACGAACUGGUAGAGAGCCUGGACCAAAUUCUUUCGGUAACGGCCAACCAAGAGUACGUGGACUUUGGUUUGCCCCAGCUGGACACGCCACCCACUAGUCAAGAGUCCUUCGACGAAGAGGCUUUGAUGAACUUUGCAGUGUGAUCGAUCACAAUGUGUAUAGAUCCGCUAUCAUUACUUAAUUAUGUCGGGGACUAUUGGCAGUUAGUUUGAUUUUUGUGUAUUGACUGAAGUUCGAGGCGUUGUCGAACAGCCGUAUCAGUAUUUAAUAUUUAUCAAAAAAAAAAAAAAAAUGGUGUCUAACAUAAUAUUGCUUCUAGUUGUUUGUACAAUGUACGUUUUUGUUUUUUUAUAUGAUCAAAUUAUGUUAUGUAUUGUUUAAGUGAAACGCGGGUCAUUAUUUCCUGGGAAAUAAUAGACGAAUUAUUUUUGUUAAAGAUAUGAGACUGAAAAAUUAUCGUUUUAUGUAUUAUUAUAUAAUAUAUAUUAUUAUUAUUAUUACGCACCUAUCAAAUUUUAAUAAUGCAAUAAUAAUAAUGUAUAUAUUAUCUCAACAAUUAUUAU
Adelges cooleyi (spruce gall adelgid) is the source of this 3775-nucleotide messenger RNA. Its product is annotated as fibroblast growth factor receptor homolog 1-like. The record is from RefSeq and is a predicted model, not a curated record. Gene Ontology annotation, cellular component: signaling receptor complex. Lineage: Eukaryota; Metazoa; Arthropoda; Insecta; Hemiptera; Adelgidae. The transcript has 15 exons. Gene Ontology annotation, molecular function: transmembrane receptor protein tyrosine kinase activity; ATP binding. Bases 254 to 3355 code for a protein of 1033 amino acids. Gene Ontology annotation, biological process: cell surface receptor protein tyrosine kinase signaling pathway; positive regulation of kinase activity; multicellular organism development.